Molecule: messenger RNA, 1651 nt
Organism: Oppia nitens
Lineage: Eukaryota; Metazoa; Arthropoda; Arachnida; Sarcoptiformes; Oppiidae
Gene: krz
Product: beta-arrestin-1-like
Exons: 8
Coding region: 236-1507 (423 amino acids)
Biological process (GO): G protein-coupled receptor internalization; signal transduction
Cellular component (GO): cytoplasm
Molecular function (GO): G protein-coupled receptor binding
Source: RefSeq, a predicted model, not a curated record
UAUUUAAGAGCAGAAUCAGUGAAGUAUUCAUUCAUAUUAUUAGUUGUUAUCAAUUGAAUGCUUGUAUUGAAGUAAUAUAUUUAUGUGUGAACUGAAUGUUAACACAAUAUUCAAUACAAUAUUGAAUACAGUGUUUGACAGUUGUAUUGCAUUUGAUAAGACAGACAAACCAAUAACAAACAACACUUGAUUUGUGUGACCAAUGCUGUGAUCAUUGCCAUCACUGGAUGUAUCAAUGGAUAACUCUCCAGAUGACAACAGAAGACCCGGAACCAGGGUCUUCAAAAAGAGCUCUCCCAACGGCAAAAUAACAGUAUAUUUAGGGAAAAGAGAUUUUGUCGAUCACUUAACACAUGUCGAUCCCAUUGAUGGAGUAGUAUUAAUAGAUCCGGAUUAUAUAAAAGAUCGCAAAGUGUUUGGUCAUGUUUUGGCCGCAUUUCGGUACGGGAGAGAAGAUUUAGAUGUCUUAGGACUUACUUUUCGUAAAGAUCUCUACUUAGCGUCGGAACAAAUAUUUCCGGCAAAAGACGAACCAAAUUCAAUAAAAAGACAAUUAACUCGACUUCAAGAAAGACUUAUUAGGAAAUUAGGUUCAAAUGCUUUUCCAUUUUUCUUUGAGCUUCCUCCACAUUGUCCGGCAUCAGUUACAUUACAACCGGCACCGGGAGAUACAGGGAAGCCAUGUGGUGUUGACUAUGAAUUAAAGGCAUAUGUAGCUGAAAAUGUGGAUGAAAAACCACAUAAGAGGAGUUCUGUACGAUUAGCCAUCAGGAAAGUGGUGUACGCGCCCUCCAAACAGGGAGAACAGCCCAGUGUUGAAGUUAGCAAAGAGUUUAUGAUGUCUCCCAAUAAGUUGCAUUUAGAGGCAUCACUGGACAAGGAGUUGUAUCAUCACGGAGAAAAUAUAGCCGUCAAUGUCCACAUUGCUAACAGUUCCAACAGAACAGUUAAAAAAGUCAAAAUAUCUGUUCGUCAGUUUGCAGACAUUUGCUUGUUUUCAACGGCUCAAUACAAGUGCACAGUUGCUGAAGUCGAGAGCGAAGAUGGUUGUCCAAUAAGCCCAGGUUUUACAUUAUCUAAAGUAUAUUACUUGAGGCCACUCUUAGCAAAUAAUAAAGACAAACGCGGCCUUGCUUUAGAUGGUCAGCUCAAACAUGAGGACACAAAUUUAGCCUCAUCUACAAUUGUAACAGAUCCAACUCAGAAGGAAAACUUAGGGAUUAUAGUACAAUACAAGGUUAAAGUAAAACUAUGUUUGGGUCCAUUGGGUGGGGAUGUGGUCGCAGAACUUCCGUUUGUUUUGAUGCAUCCGAAACCCGAAGAAAAUGAUUUUAAUUCAAUGCCAUUUGAUGUCAAUAAUGCCGACAAUGGCGAGUCUAAUGCUAAUAAUCCAAACGAAAAUGUGGUCAAUGAGGCAAACCUAAUACAAUUGGACGCAGAAGACACGGAUGAUAUUAUAUUUGAAGAUUUUGCGCGUUUAAGACUUAGAGGAGAGACUGAGGCCUAACUAUUUAAAUAUGAAAUAAUAAAACAUCAACUGUUUGUUUACUGGAGAUUGCAAUACAUUAUAAUUAAUGGUUUUGUCUGAUCCAAUGAAUCCCACGUCAAAUGUAUUUUCAUAUUGUAUAUCAAUUUCUUAGUUAUUUAUAGC